Puccinia graminis f. sp. tritici CRL 75-36-700-3 is the source of this 2085-nucleotide messenger RNA. RefSeq lists its product as uncharacterized. The coding region runs from base 1 to 2085 and encodes 694 amino acids. Lineage: Eukaryota; Fungi; Basidiomycota; Pucciniomycetes; Pucciniales; Pucciniaceae. The record is from RefSeq and is a predicted model, not a curated record. The transcript is spliced from 4 exons.
AUGGAACAGCUAGGCAAUCUCCGCGAAACAGACGACAUCCGCGAAACAGACGACAUCUCUGAAAAUGUUAACUCAACACGCACGGAAGCCGAGAAAGUCCUUCACAUCUGCCGUGAACUUCAGAAGAUGAAAAUGACUCCCAAAGAAUUCAUCAUCGCUUUUCUCCAGUCAAACGAUCCUAAUAUUGCUUACCGACGACGAUACUGGCGCACUGAAACUGGGCUGAAGAGUACUAUGGAGGUUGUUCAUGCAAUUAAGAUGAUGACAACCAGCACACAUUCAGGUUCCAAAAGCUGGAAAGAAUUCAUUAGCAAUGAGACGGUUGAAAUACUACUUCAAGAGAACCCUCCAAGCGGCUAUUACCCUGAUGGCUCCUUUUACAGUAGCCAAGAUGUUGAACCGUCGUUUUUUACACACGAAGCAGCUUUGGAACGCGAGAGAUUACUCAGUGAAGAACACAUGCCGUUCCUGUUCACAAUUUUAAAGCAAACGAUGAACGACAGCAACGGCAACAAAGAUGACACCGAAGGAAAUUUUCAUCAAUGUGACGAUCCGGAUGCAGACCGACUAAUGGAGCUUGAAGAGACCUCAUUUGAAUCCGACCCUUUGAACCGCAGACACAAUGGCCUGCAGCUCUUCAAUAGCAUCCGAUUUGUCUCUGCUGGCCUGAGUGAGCAGAUGAACGAUUAUCUUCACUUCAUCGGAAUUACAUCGUGUCGACAAACCGCAAUCACCACUCUUACCAUUUUAUCUUCUCGUUCGGCGCGUGACCUCAAGAUAGGGAUGAAGCUUGAUAAAAGUUUUCCGCUCGGCCCCAGUAUAUGUAUAGACAAUCUUGAUAUGGAGCAGCGGGUUCAUACACAUUCCGUCGGCCAUCGAUCGAUGAUGUUUCAUGGCACCUGGGGUUACAUUCAUCACCCACCACGAUCUCUUCUAGCGACAGUGAAUCACGAUGAACUUACCUUAGACUCAUAUUACAAAUCACUUAGCAAUAUCCCAAAUUUGAAACUUCGACCGUCUCUUCUCAUGCCAACUGUAGAAGAGGACUUGCAUUAUGAGGCAGUUCUUAAAAGUCAAAUUGCACGAGUCAUGUAUCAUUACAUUGCUCAACCGUUACAUAAACAGACUGCUAUUCCAAUGAACCCGCCUCCAAUAGAUGUCCUUGAUCCGUCUCCUCCGAAAAUCCAGAUGCUGAAGCUAAUGGACGCUUCAGACAACUCAGCCCAGGGAUUUGGACAAGUUGUUCAAACAAUACUCAAUCAAACUGGCCUGACACCGGAAGAGUUUUGCUCACGACUCCAACUCAUGGACGGAGACCUUGGAACGUCUCAGAACUUUAAUUCGAUCCGGGCGGUUCGCACACCAAGCAAUUACGCUGAUCAUCGACUUCAUAAUGUCUGUUUUCAGCUGGGAGCAUCACACAUCUUGUGGAAUAUCGCACAAACGAUCUUAUCGGUUCACUUUGGAGACACAACACGGUCAAAUGAUCUAGGUACUUGGCAGUACCUACAUGCACUAGGGAUUCCCUCGGAGAAGGCAAUCCCGAAGAAGGACUUUACCGCUAUGAUUAACCAUAUUGAAAAAGCCCAUGAGGCCUCCAUUUUUUACUGCCUUCGUUUAACCAUGGGGUCAGAAAACCAGCCAAUUAACGAAUCGACAUCAACUAUUGAAACGAACGAGUGGAAUUCAAUAGUCGAAGCGUGUUACAAUCAGUUCUUUUCACCUGAGGCGCGUCAAGCUGCGUCAAAGGACGAAACACCAAAACUUCAUGCAUUCCUUUUUCGAUUGCAUGACUUCUCAACGGUUGUGGAGGCAAAUCGUGCCAUGAAAGCAGGAGACGUGGGUCGAUUAAUGAAUGUCUGGAAACUCUGGUCGAUCAUGUCUCAAGCACUGCCAGGACUUGUCAACUAUCGUUCAUACCUCCCUCGCAUGGUCCUUCUCCUCCAGAUUAUUCUUCCUCCCUCGCUGCGAAAGUACAUCCUCCACACUCUACUUAUAUCGCCAAGUGGCCGGGCAAACCAUUUUGUGGCCAAAGAUUACUAUCUGGAGUUGCAAAAUUACUCUCUCAAAUACUUUUACAAUUGA